Molecule: messenger RNA, 2956 nt
Organism: Pygoscelis adeliae (Adelie penguin)
Lineage: Eukaryota; Metazoa; Chordata; Aves; Sphenisciformes; Spheniscidae
Gene: RNF216
Product: ring finger protein 216
Exons: 17
Coding region: 132-2918 (928 amino acids)
Molecular function (GO): zinc ion binding
Source: RefSeq, a predicted model, not a curated record
GUGAUUCCUCUGAUCUCCUAAUCCUGUUUGGGAGCCUCCAGCCGGCUCAUUGAGCCCCUCUGAGAACAGUUCCUCAUGCGAGCCUGACUGCCAUGCCUGGGUGUUGACGCUUUCGGGUACAGCAGUUUAAAAUGGCAGAGAAAGGUGGAAAUGAAGAAGUAGUUAACUUGAACAGCUUCCGUAGUCACAGAGGAAAAGACUGGAUAAACCGCAGGGACGAGGGUCUUAUCAUGAUAUCAGAUUCCUCGGAUGAAGAAUUACCUUUGCUGCUGGAAACGCCAGCAGAGCAGCAGCGUGAGGAAGAUGACGAUGAUGUAGUCAUCUUGGUGGAGACCCCAAAGCAUCAGCAGCUCCUGCGUCCCAAUGUCAUCAGACCUGCUGCUCAAUGGCAGGGUGCAAACGCUGUGGGAGAGGGAGGAUCUAAAAAUGCUGUCGAGCCCUUGAGGGGCAUAUAUCUGCAAGAUGAGAACUCAGCUCUGCUGUGCCAGGGAGACCGGUAUAAUCCCAUGGUGGAGGGCAGUGCUGGACCAAGCAGGGAUGAGAAUAUGAACUUUGCCUUGCAGCAGCCCGGACCAUCUGAGCUUAAUGGCCCCAGGUUUGAACUUACAAGUAACCAGGAGCCUGGCCCAAGUUUGCUUCCAGCAAUAAAGCCGAGUCCACAGCCUGUUGUUAACAGAGGAAUCAUUAGCCUGGAGAAUGCAGAAGUUCCACCACAAGAGGAAGAAAAGGUGGAAGCCCAGGGAUGGCAAGGAGAGGACUUGGAGCCAGAGCAAAACCUCGGAGGAGCCGCUGCUGCAACUAUCACAGACCAGGAGAUCCGUGAGAACAGCCAGCUGGAUCACCCGUACUUCCAGCCGUUGGAAGGCGAGCCACAUGCUGUAGUAAAUGGUUGUGCUCCUCAGCAAGGGCAGCCUAAAGCAGACCCAGGAUCUUUGAGGGCAUAUGGAGAGGAGGCUCCUGGGCCAGCCUUCCCCCGACCUGAACCACAGCAGGAUGGGAUUCCAGGUCCUGCUUCGCCCCAGCCGGCGCAUCCACCGGAAGAGAUGGGUCAGCACGCAGCGAUAGACAAUGAACAGCCAGGUCCAGCGUUCCCAGCACAGGGCUCUCACGAACUUGGCUCUAGUAAUGUGCCAGAACAAGGAGCUGCUGGGCAGGACCAAGACCUCACGGCACUGCUCAUCAGAGAGACGGAAGCAAGAUUCCCAGAUGCGAAGAAGGAAUAUAUUGAAGAGCUAAUCAGCAUCAAGAACUGCUAUGACUUAAAUGUACUUUGUAACUUUCUUCUGGAAAAUCCAGAUUACCCAAAGAAGGAAGGCAGAGUGGUUUUAAAUCCCAGCAGCAGCCUGCUUGCAAGCCAAGAUGAGACAAAGGUGCCUAAAGUGGACUACUUCGACUUUUCCAAACUUGCCCCACUUGACCAGCGGUGCUUUAUUCAGGCAGCUGACCUCCUUAUGGCAGACUUCAAAAUGCUGAGCAGCCAAGACAUUAAGUGGGCACUACAUGAACUCAAGGGACACUAUGCAAUCACGCGAAAGGCCUUUUCAGAUGCCAUCAAAAAAUGGCAGGAGCUGUCUCCCGAAACCAGUGGGAAACGAAAAAGGAGGAAAGAAAUGAAUCAGUAUUCAUAUAUUGACUUCAAAUUUGAGCAAGGAGAUGUGAAAAUUGAGAAGCGCAUGUUCUUCCUGGAGAAUAAGAGACGGCACUGGAGGUCCUAUGACAAGCUCUCUCUUCUCCCACCAGUGCUACUGGAGCAGGAAUUCUAUGAGCAGAAAGUUAAAGAGAUGGCAGAGCACGCAGACUUUCUCCUUGCUCUGCAGAUGAAUGAGGAGCAAUAUCAGAAGGAUGGUCAGAUGAUAGAGUGCCGCUGCUGUUAUGGGGAGUUUGCGUUUGAAGAGCUAACUCAGUGUGCAGAUGGUCACUUGUUCUGCAAGGAGUGCCUAAUUAAAUAUGCUCAGGAGGCAGUCUUUGGCUCUGGGAAGUCAGAGCUCAGCUGCAUGGAAGGCAGUUGCACAUGUUCAUUCCCCACCAGCGAGCUGGAGAAAGUGCUUCCGGAGAACAUCCUCUGUAAAUACUAUGAGCGGAAAGCUGAGGAGGAGGUGGCUGCUGCCUGUGCAGAUGAGCUUGUCAGGUGUCCGUUCUGUAACUUCCCAGCUCUACUGGACAGCGAUGUGAAGCGAUUCAGCUGCCCUAAUCCCCGCUGCAGAAAGGAGACGUGUCGGAAGUGCCAGGGGCUGUGGAAGGAGCACAUGAACCUCACCUGCGAGCAGCUGGCUGAGAAGGAUGACAUCAAAUACAGGACAUCCAUAGAAGAGAAAAUGACAGCCGCCCGAAUUAGAAAAUGCCACAAGUGUGGGACUGGCCUAAUUAAAUCGGAGGGUUGCAACCGCAUGUCCUGCCGUUGCGGUGCUCAGAUGUGCUACCUCUGCCGGGCUGCCAUUAACGGGUAUGACCACUUCUGCCAACACCCCCGGUCGCCCGGGGCUCCCUGCCAGGACUGUGCAAAGUGCUCUCUCUGGACAGAUCCCACGGAAGAUGAUGAGAAGAUAAUCCAGGAGAUUCAGAAAGAGGCUGAAGAGGAGCAAAGGAAGAAAAAUGGAGAGAACAGCUUCAAGCGGAUCGGCCCUCCUGCGGAAAAGCCCAUGGAGAAAAUCCAGAGAAUUGAAGUCAUCCCCAGACCUGUUCCUCAGAACCUCCAUCAACCCCGGAUGCCCCCUUACCCCUUCGUGCACCCUCCCUUCCCGCUCCCUCCUGUCCGUCCCAUGUACAAUAACAUCCCCCUCAACAUCGGCCCUAUCCCUGCCCCCUACGUCCCCCCGUUGCCUAACAUGAGGGUGAACUAUGACUUUCCCCAGAUCAAUGUUCAGCUGGAGCACAACUUGCCUAUGCACUUUGGCCCUCAACCUCGACACCGGUUCUGACCUGGUGCAAACAGCACUUGGCGUAGAGUCACUGCAGG